Apis laboriosa (Himalayan honeybee) is the source of this 2850-nucleotide messenger RNA. Its product is annotated as GTP-binding protein 2. The coding region runs from base 150 to 1946 and encodes 598 amino acids. Gene Ontology annotation, biological process: translational elongation. NCBI's taxonomy places the organism in Eukaryota, Metazoa, Arthropoda, Insecta, Hymenoptera, Apidae. The record is from RefSeq and is a predicted model, not a curated record. The transcript is spliced from 8 exons. Gene Ontology annotation, molecular function: translation elongation factor activity; GTP binding; GTPase activity.
UGUUUGAGUGUAUAAGAAUGGAUUGGUGUAACUAGUAACGCAAGCAGAUCUUGAUUCAAUCAUAUUCGGUCAAGUAGUGAAAAAAACAGAAGAGAAAGUGAGAGGAUUACACGUCUGUAAAGAGAAAGCUACUGUCUGUAAAAUGCAAUAUGGAGUCAUUUUUCGAAUUGUUUGAUCCAGAUAAUGAUAAGAAUACUCGGAAAAAUAUUUGGAAUAAUUCAGAAAAUGAAAUAAACAGAAUAUCAGAUUGUGAAAAUUUAAGUAGUGAUGAUGAUCAAGAGGAAAGGCUACCACCAGAACCUGAACAGGGUAAUAUUGAAUAUAAAUUAAAACUGAUAAAUCCAUCUAGUCAACGAUUUGAACAUCUUGUAACACAAAUGAAAUGGCGUCUUAGAGAAGGUCAUGGAGAAGCUAUAUAUCAAAUUGGUGUAGAAGAUAAUGGAAAAUUAACAGGUUUAACAAAAGAAGAUAUGAAGGCAUCAUUGAAAACUUUAAAUGAUAUGGCAGCUAGAUUAGGUGCUACAACACGUAUACUACGUCAAAGACUUGCCAAUUCUAAAAAUAAAAAUAUGUCCACAUGCAGUAACAACAAAGAUGAAAGACAGGUAGCAGAAGUUUUAGUAAAAAAAUUAAGAAAAGGAGAUAGGGAAGAUCAAGAUAAUAUUGUUGAUUUGAGACUUGCUGUCAGUGGUGCACAGGAUGCUGGAAAAUCAACUCUCUUAGGUGUAUUAACCCAGGGUGAAUUAGAUAAUGGUAGAGGGAGAGCAAGGCUAAAUAUGUUGCGUCAUCUUCAUGAAAUAAAAACAGGCCGUACAUCAUCAAUAUCACAUGAAAUUAUAGGAUUUGACAAUGAAGGACAUGUUUUAAAUUAUGCAGAAAUGGCAACAGCAGAAGAAAUAUGCGAGCAUGCAUCAAAAGUUGUUACAUUUAUAGAUUUAGCUGGUCAUCGCAAAUAUUUAAGAACAACGGUACUUGGUCUUACAGGAUAUUCACCUCAUCACGUAAUGUUAGUUGUAGCACCACCUAUGAAUGAAGCGUCACAAGAACAUAUGGCAUUAUGCCUUACAUUGAGACUUCCAUUUUUUAUAGUUGUAAACAAGAUUGAUCUUGGUUUUUGUAGUACACCCGAAACGAUAAAUCAGUUAGAAAAUGCUAUUAACGCACAAGGAUAUUCAAAGCAAUUAAUAAUGUAUAAUAAUAGUCAAAUAUCGUGGGAUUUUGAAUCAGAUAUAAUACCUGUGUUUAAUGUAAGUUGUGUUACUGGAGAAGGUUUGGAAGAUUUAACAAAUUUCAUAAAAAAUUUGUCACCAUAUAAUGUAAAUUCUGCAGAUUCAGAUUCUGAAUCGUGUUUAUUUCAAAUUGAUGAAACUUUCAGAGUAGCAGGUUUGAAUGAACCUGUUUUGGGAGGAUUACUCGUAAAAGGAGCAAUUGCUCUUGGAACUCGAUUGUUAGUGGGUCCUUUACCAGAUGGCGAAUUUAGUCCCGUUAAAGUCGUUAGUUUACAUCGCAAUAAAGCUCCAUGUUGUCUAGUAAGAGCAUCGCAAAGUGCUAGUUUAACAUUAGCACCGUCGACAAACCGAAGUCCCCCUUUACCUCAUCUACGACCUGGAAUGGUUUUGAUAUCAGUAUGGGAUCAGCCUCAUGCGACACUUUUUUUUCAGGCAACCGUGUUAAUAGUAUAUCAUGCAACUGCAAUAUUUUCUGGUUUUCAAACAACUGUGCAUGUAGGAAAUGUAAGACAAACAUGUAUUAUAAAGGGAAUAAUGGAUGCAAAGGACAGAGGUUUACAGACAAACGAUACAGCGUCUGUGCUAUUUAGGUUUGUUAACCAUCCAGAAUAUUUGCAUGUCGGUAUGCGAUUACUACUACGAGAAGGUCGUACUAAGGGAAUUGGCAAAAUAACACAAAUAUUUCCACUAAUAGGUCAACAGAACAGUAUGCAGUAAAUUAAAUAAAAUUUUAUUUAUAAAAAAGUAUUAGAAUGUGCAAAACGUUUACGAAGAUAUAAAGAAACUUAUUUACUUGAAUUACUACUAGAUGUUAUUACAUCAUGCGCCUAGCAUAAGUAUCAUAAAUUAUAUAUAUUUGUUAUAAAACAAAUAAGGGAAAUUCUUUUUGUUUUCGAAUUUAAUCUUUUAAAGUAAAGACAUUUUUUUAUAUAAGAAAGAUAAAUACAAUAUUUUUAACAAUUUUUUAUAAAUUCUUUUCUGUUUAAAAAGAUUGUAUAUUAUUAAGAAUAGGAUAAAUGAAACAGCAAACACGAUCAAAUAACAAUUAUUUGUUUAUAACUUAAAUACUUUUGCUUUAGGUGCAUUAGUUUUGUUGUGAAGAAAAGAAAUCUUAAUCUUAUAAAAUUUCUACUAUUAUUUUAUUAUUUUAUUAUUGUGAUUAUAAUCAUAUCUUCGUUUCAUUAUUAUGGAAUUUAUUUAUGGAUUGAUUAUUUAUGAAAUGAUUUAUUUCGUCAUGAAAUAACACAAAAUGAAAGAUCAUUUUAACUAUUUAAUGUCAUCUUUUUGCGUGUGACGCUCAAAUUUAAAAAUUUUUCAUGAGAGCAAUCAUUAUAAUAAUGUAAUGUUUCUCUAUAAAAUUUGAUCUUGACUAUCGAAUCUAUUUGCUCUGUUAGUAUUUAAAAAAACAAGGAAUUAAAGAAAUUUAUAUUUGAUUAAAUGCAGAAUAAAUAUUUUUGCGAUCGAUUACUGUCAUGAAAUGAUAAAUAUCGAAUGCAAUAUCGUCUUUCAUUCAUAAAACUUUAAAGAAAAAAUUAUAUUAUAUACUAUAAAUUGUACGUAUAAAUCUGUCAAACAAAAUUAUUAAAAGUGGUUAUAUUUACAUAUGUUUUGAAUUUUAAAA